Molecule: messenger RNA, 3687 nt
Organism: Aspergillus puulaauensis
Lineage: Eukaryota; Fungi; Ascomycota; Eurotiomycetes; Eurotiales; Aspergillaceae
Product: putative copper resistance-associated P-type ATPase
Exons: 1
Coding region: 1-3687 (1228 amino acids)
Biological process (GO): copper ion homeostasis; monoatomic cation transport
Cellular component (GO): membrane
Molecular function (GO): copper ion binding; ATP hydrolysis activity; ATP binding
Source: RefSeq, a predicted model, not a curated record
AUGGCGCAAACCAUUAAGAGAUCAGGAAGCCGCAGUACAUUCUUCGUUAGUAAUGUGCACUGCUCUUCCUGCGUCGCCUAUAUCAACCAGGUUUUGUCGGGUAUCACUGGCAUACUAGAUGUCGACGUCUCUAUUUUCACCCACGAGGUGUUUGUCGUCCAUACACCGGAAACAAGCCCCUCCUCCAUAGCUCGGAUCUUAGCUCAUGCCGCAUUUGAAGUACACCAUGUCACGACUAGAGAUCCAACAGGCGUUGUUCUCUCCGACUUUGAUAUAGAAUCACGGUUGUCUCGCAACUCGACCCUUUUCACCACCAGCCCCUCGCUCACAAGCUGGAAAGACAAGGGAAAGCACCUCGCCAACUGCGAUGCCUGCAGGAAUGAAGAACUGGAACAGUCCGUUGCGCGACUGGAUGAGAAAUCUCAACAUCUCCUAGGCCCUCAAGAUUUAGAAACUGGGGGUGAGUCGGUACUGAGGUUAGAACCCUCAGCAGAGCAGAUAAGGAAGUUCCACGCUCGCAUAAGCAUCGUGGGAAUGAGCUGUGCCUCAUGCUCUAAUUCCAUCACAAACGAAAUCCGCCAACUUGACUUCAUCGAUGAUAUAACCGUCACUCUUCUUUCGAACAGUGCAACUGUGGUCUACCAGGGGCCCCGGUCGAAGGUUGACGAGAUAAUCGCGCAUAUUGAAGAUAUCGGAUUUGAAGCCUCGCUGGACGAAGUCAAUCCUAUCGACGCCGAGACGCCGCAGAAACAAAGCCGAAGAUACAUUGCAGAAAUUGCAAUUGGUGGUAUGACAUGCGGCUCUUGCUCCGGAACUAUUACUCAAAGCUUAAAUGGGUUACCAUUCGUGGUUGAUGCCGUGGUGAACCUGAUAUCUCACAGUGCUCAAGUCGAACUGGAUAAUCAGGAUCAUGCGCCCUUGAUCGUCGAAAAAAUUGAAGACUUGGGAUACGAUGCCUUACUGGUCAGCAUACUUCCAAAGGCCGCUGAGCGUGAGACUGUGGCGGAAAGAAGGACGGUAUCUUUCCGUAUCGAGGGCAUGUUCUGCCAUCACUGCCCUGACAAAGUCUACAAUUUGAUGAAGGAGAUGCCUGACGUUGAAUUCGAUGACACGCUAUCCGUUAAAAAUCCGAUUCUGAAGAUAACUUACACCCCCAAUUCUCCCUUACUCACAGUGAGGUCCAUACGCCAGAAGAUUGAGAGCGCCCACAAUGCAUUCAAGUCGACUGUUUAUCGGCCUCCGAGUGUCGAGGAUAGAUCUCGAGAAAUGCAGCGCCGGGAAAGAAGUCGUUUGCUGUCUCGCUUUCUGUUUGUUUUGGCAGUGGCUAUUCCUGAAUUCAUAAUUGGAAUCGUCUUCAUGAGCCUUGUUUCGGCUGAAAACCAUGUCCGACGAUAUCUAGAACAGCCAAUGUGGUCGGGUAGCGUGUCCCGCAUGGAAUGGGCUCUCUUCAUCAUGACUACGCCGGUCAUGUUCUACGGAACAGAUGUCUUCCACGUGCGUGCGGCGAAGGAGAUAAUCUCUUUGUGGCGUCCUGGAAGCCGCGUGCCCUUCCUUCGAAGAUUCUAUCGGUUCGGCAGCAUGAAUCUCUUAAUCUCUGCGGGAACAUUGGUAGCCUAUGUUUCCUCAUUGGCUAUCCUCAUCAUGGAUGCCAUGACUGAAAAUAAGUCUGAUAUGCAUAGCUCGAACUAUUUCGACACCGUCGUCUUUUUGACCUUGUUCAUUCUUGCCGGCCGAUAUAUGGAGGCAUAUAGCAAGGGCAGGGCCGGUGAUGCAGUUGCAUCCCUUGGGAAAUUGCGCCCGUCCGAGGCUUUGCUUGUGAUGAACAACUCCAACCUAUCCGACCCGGAUCAGGUCCAGAGAGUCAAUAUCGACUUGCUGGAGGUUGGCGACGUGGUCCGAGUUCCGCAUGGUGCCUCGCCCCCGGCGGAUGGUAGAGUUACAGGAACGGGAUCAUAUCAAUUUGAUGAAAGUUCACUGACGGGAGAAUCAAGGCCGGUGAACAAAUCCGCUGGAGAUCAGGUUUAUACUGGGUCUGUGAACGUCGGACAACCGGUCGAGUUCAAGAUCACUGCCAUCGGCGGGUCAUCGAUGCUCGAUCAAAUCAUUGCCGUGGUGCGAGAAGGUCAGAGUAAACGCGCCCCGCUUGAACGUGUAGCAGAUAUGCUCGUUGCUCACUUCGUACCUGUCAUUACGCUCAUUGCUGUUCUGACGUUCGUGAUUUGGGUUUCUCUUGGCGUCUCUGGAACGUUGCCGGCGGACUAUCUUGACGUGAACCGUGGCGGUUGGCCUUUUUGGAGUCUUGAAUUUGCCAUUGCUGUAUUUGUUGUCGCAUGUCCCUGUGGUCUUGCACUUGCUGCUCCAACAGCGCUGUUUGUUGGAGGAGGGCUGGCUGCACGAUAUGGUAUCCUGGUCAAAGGUGGAGGUGAAGCCUUCCAAGAGGCAAGUCGCCUUAACGCAAUUGUCUUCGACAAAACUGGCACUCUGACGGAAGGAGGGAGUCUUCGGGUGUCUGAUCAUGAAGCGUUAAUCACCGACCCCAGUCAACUGCAGGUUGCCUGGGCCGUUGCACGAAAGCUGGAAGAAAGCAGCAACCACCCAAUUGCCCGUGCCAUAGCCGAUUUUUGUGAAACGCAGCCCGCAGUUUCGAUUGCCAGUGCCGAGAUAGAAGAAAAGUUGGGGCAGGGAAUGCAAGGAAGAUUUAGCGUAUCGAUCUCAGAUUCGAGUGAUAAAACGGAGACAACCCGCCGAUUCGAAGCCUCCAUCGGCAACCAGCGUCUAUACCAAAGCCUUUCUUCCCCCGACCAGGACCACUACUACCUCUUUAACAUCCUUUCCAAGUACCAGGCAACUGGCAGGUCAACCGCCGUUCUAUCCCUGCGAGAGAUAAACGCAACCGAAAAUGAUACCCAAUCUCGAGCGGGAACCUACUUCUUCCCUGCCAUCGUCUUCGCAAUCUCCGAUACAAUUCGACCGGACGCAGAAAUGGUUGUUUCGAAGUUAAAACAACGCAAGAUAAAUGUGUUCAUGUGCACAGGCGAUAACGAGACCACUGCCCAUGCUGUUGCCGACAUGAUAGGAAUUCCUCGAACCAACGUGCUUGCCAACACUCUGCCAGCUGGGAAAGCGGAUUUCGUCCGUCAAGUACAAACUGGACAAUAUCCUGCACCAGAGGAGAGCCUCACAAGCUCAUACCAGAAUAAAGGCAUGACAUCCCGCUCCCGACCAAUUGUCGCUUUCGUGGGCGAUGGAGUGAACGACUCGCCAGCCCUCACUGCGGCCGAUGUGAGCAUUGCCAUGGCUUCGGGGUCCGAUGUAGCCAUUAACUCAGCAAGCUUCAUCCUCCUAAACUCGGAGCUCGACACGAUUCUCCAACUCGCCUUGCUCAGCCGUCGUGUGAUCAAUCGCAUUAAGAUGAACUUUGGAUGGGCGGUUAUCUAUAACCUCUGCCUUGUGCCUGUUGCAGCAGGAGUCUUCUAUCCCAUCGUUAGUGGACACAAGAUGAAGAUGGUCGGAGACGAGAUGGUUAUGGUCGACUCGCACUGGCGACUGAGCCCUGUCUGGGCGGCGCUCGCGAUGGCUCUGAGCAGUAUUUCGGUGGUCUGCAGUAGUUUGGCGUUGGCGAUUGAGAAGAGAUCCUUUGUUAGGAUUUGGGAAUGGUUGACGGCUAAGUUGGAACGUGGGAAUUAA